Messenger RNA from Neltuma alba, 1550 nucleotides. RefSeq names its product pentatricopeptide repeat-containing protein At1g06140, mitochondrial-like. NCBI's taxonomy places the organism in Eukaryota, Viridiplantae, Streptophyta, Magnoliopsida, Fabales, Fabaceae. Gene Ontology annotation, biological process: RNA modification. The transcript is spliced from 3 exons. The record is from RefSeq and is a predicted model, not a curated record. Gene Ontology annotation, molecular function: protein binding; RNA binding. The coding region runs from base 58 to 885 and encodes 275 amino acids.
GCUGCCCGGGCGUUCUUUGAUGGGAUAACUGAUAAGGAUCUGGUGUGUUGGACGUCAAUGAUUGAAUCUUAUGCUCAAGCUGAUAUGCCCUUGGAGGCCUUGGGCCUCUUUAGAGAGAUGAUCUUACUGAAAAUUCAUCCUGAUUUGGUAACUCUUCUGGCUGUAGUUUGUACUUGUUCACAUUUGGCAUCUUUCCUGCAAGCACGUUUCAUUCACGGUUUUGUAAUUCGGAACCACUUCCAAAAUCAAGUGUCUCUUGAAACUUCUAUAGUCGACCUCUACGUGAAAUGUGGAAAUCUGGCAUAUGCCAGAAGAGUUUUCGAUCAAAUGCAGGAGAAAAAUGCAAUCUCAUGGAGCACCAUGAUUUCAGGUUAUGGGAUACAUGGCCAUGCUAGAGAAGCGUUAGACUUAUUUGAUCAGACGAAGGUGUUGCAGCAACCUGAUCACAUUACGUUUGUGUCGGUUUUGUCAGCAUGCAGUCAUGGUGGAUUGAUACAGGAGGGUUGGGAGCACUUCAAUUCCAUGAGUAGAGAUUUUGGUAUAAGACCAGGUUCUGAACAUCAUGCAUGCAUGGUUGAUCUCUUGGGUCGUGCUGGGCGACUUUGUGAAGCCUAUGACUUUAUUCAGAAGAUGCCAAUAAAGCCAGGUGCAGCUGUAUGGGGAGCACUGCUUGGCGCCUGUAGAAUUCAUUCGAAUGUAGAAAUGGCCGAACUUGCUGCAAAACAUAUAUUGGAGUUGGACUCUGAUAACUCUGGUCGAUAUGUUCUAUUAUCCAAUAUUUACACUUCUUGUGGUAAAAGAUUAGAAGCAGAUAAGGUCAGAGCUCAAAUGAAACAGAGAAGGGUGAGGAAAAUUGCUGGGCAUACUACUAUAUAUAGAGGUUAAGAACAUGGUACAUACAUUUGUUUUUGGGGAUAGGUGAGGUCACAUCCUAAAGCCGAUCUGAUAUAGGCUAAAUUGAAGAUAAUAAUGGGCAGAUUUCUUCACGAAGGAAUUGCACCGGACUUGAACCCUGUACUGCAUGUUGUGGACAAAGAGAUAAAGUAGAACGUGUUAUUUACAUACAGUGGAAAUUUUCAGAACAUAUUUUCCAUAUGGAUUGAUUUGGGCAAUAUUUCAAAACUGUUGCCUCUAAUUCGCCUAAUAGCUGUUACCUAUUCUCGUAGUAUAGGCAAUAGUUUUCUCAAAGUGUGGAUAUGGUAAACCCACUCGACAAAGAAAAGGGUAUCACACUUGAAGAUUUUAGGCUCAUAAAGAUGCACAUAGCUAAUGAUAUCUCAAAAUUGGCUCAAAAAAUUAAAGUUGGACGGGCGGAGGAUCGGAGAGAGUAAUAUGUUGGUCAGCCUUUGAGUGUCAGUUGCUAUUUCAGCUACGUGCGAGGCGUGUUUACGCCAGGUGUUCACACUCAAGGGGCAGAGGUCCUUCUGAGAUGGUUAGAACAUUGUGUCUUAUAUUGUUUGUUUAUCGCCUUUUGCUUUGUUUAUCACGGAUUUCAUAAUAUGUGAAACUCAACACUCAAGGGAAACACUGGUUCAAAAGUUCCAAGUAAA